Messenger RNA from Mastomys coucha (southern multimammate mouse), 1425 nucleotides. RefSeq names its product cilia and flagella associated protein 36 (gene Cfap36). NCBI's taxonomy places the organism in Eukaryota, Metazoa, Chordata, Mammalia, Rodentia, Muridae. Gene Ontology annotation, cellular component: axoneme; ciliary base. The transcript has 11 exons. The record is from RefSeq and is a predicted model, not a curated record. Bases 187 to 1218 code for a protein of 343 amino acids.
UCCGGGCCGCUGCGUAGGUUGUCAUAGCGACCAUUUUACGUUAACUGGUUUGUAGUGUCUAACCCCGGGGCCCGGCGAUUGCGGGAGAUAUUGCUGCCUGCAUUCUCCAUCGCUAACUGCGGCCGAAAGGCCAGAGCGGGCUGGGGGAAUCCGGCCUAGGCGUUCGCGUCGUCCUGUGCGAGCGGGAUGGCUGCGGAAGAAGAGGACGAAGUGGAAUGGGUGGUGGAGAGCAUCGCUGGGUUCCUGCGGGGCCCGGAUUGGUCUAUCCCCAUCUUGGACUUUGUGGAGCAGAAAUGCGAAGUUUUUGAUGAUGAAGAAGAAAGCAAAUUGACCUACACAGAAAUUCAUCAAGAGUACAAAGAGCUGGUUGAAAAGCUGUUAGAAAGUUACCUCAAAGAAAUUGGAAUUAAUGAAGAUCAGUUUCAAGAAGCAUGCACUUCCCCUCUGGCAAAGACGCGCACAUCACAGGCCAUUUUGCAGCCUGUGUUGGCAGCAGAAGAUUUUACGAUCUUUAAAGCAAUGAUGGUCCAGAAGAACAUUGAAAUGCAGCUUCAAGCCAUCCGAAUAAUCCAGGAGAGGAAUGGUGUGUUACCUGACUGUUUAACUGAUGGUGCAGAUGUGGUCAGUGACCUUGAACAGGAAGAGAUGAAAAUUCUAAGAGAGGUCCUCAGAAAAUCAAAAGAAGAAUAUGACCAGGAGGAAGAAAGGAAACGAAAAAAGCAGUCAUCAGAGGCUAAAAUGGAAGAACUGCCAGUAUACACUAGCGAAGCUGCAAAACUGAAUAACUCCCAAGGGGAUGGUGAACACUUUGUACAGCCACCCUCAGAAGUUAAAGUGCAUUUUGCUAAUCAGUCAGUACAACCCUUGGCAAGAAAGAUGGAGUUGCUGCCUGAAACUUCCUCCCUCACACAAAAAGGUUUGAAGAUACCUGGCUUAGAGCAUGCAAGCAUGGAAGGACCAAUAGCAAAUUUGUCAGCACUUGGGACAGAAGAGUUACGUCAACGAGAGCAUUAUCUCAAGCAGAAGAGAGAUAAGCUGAUGUCCAUGAGAAAGGAUAUGAGGGCAAAGCAGAUCCAGAAUACUGAGCAAAAAGGAAAGCCUGCCAGGGAGGCAGAGGAAAUGACAGAGAAGCCAGAAAUGACAGCAGAGGAGAAACAAACAUUACUAAAGAGGCGAUUGCUUGCAGAGAAACUUAAAGAAGAAGUCAUUAAUAAGUAAAGGGCAAGAGGGAAAGCAAUUUAACAAACGUCUGCAGAAACCCAGGUAUGGUGGUGCAUGCCUAUAAUCCUAGCACCCAGGAUGCUGAAGUAGAAGGCUCAGGAACUUCCUGGUCCUCUCCAGUGUCAGAGCAAAUUGGAGGCCAGCCUAGCUUACAUGAGUCUGUCUCAAAUAACCACAAUAAAUACAUUUAAAAAUAAAACAAAA